Messenger RNA from Pedinophyceae sp. YPF-701, 1401 nucleotides. NCBI's taxonomy places the organism in Eukaryota, Viridiplantae, Chlorophyta, Pedinophyceae. The record is from the annotation of a GenBank genome assembly.
AUGGCCGCGAACGACGUGAAGGUCGCGGCAGAGAUCAAGGAUCUCACGCGCAUCGAGCGUAUCGGGGCCCACUCGCAUAUCCGCGGCCUCGGACUCGAUGACGUCCUCGAGGCGCGCAAGGUGUCGCAGGGCAUGGUGGGCCAGGUCCAAGCACGCAAGGCGGCGGGCAUCAUCCUCCAGAUGAUUCGGGACGGCAAGAUCGCGGGGCGCGCGGUCCUGCUCGCCGGCCAGCCCGGCACCGGCAAGACGGCCAUUGCGAUGGGCAUGGCCAAGGCCCUGGGGGAGGAGACGCCGUUCGCCAUGUCCACCGCGUCGGAGAUCUACUCGAUGGAGAUGUCGAAGACGGAGGCGCUGACGCAGGCGUUCCGCAAGGCGAUCGGGGUGCGGAUCAAGGAGGAGACGGAGAUCAUUGAGGGCGAGGUGGUGGAGGUGGAGGUGGACCAGGCGCCGGCGGGGCAGGCGGCGAAGAGCGGGAAGCUGACGCUGAAGACGACGGAGAUGGAGACGGUGUACGACCUCGGGCAGAAGAUGAUCGAGGCGCUGCAGGGGCAGAAGGUCACCGCGGGGGACAUCAUCACCAUCGACAAGGCCAGCGGGCGGAUCAACCGGCUCGGGCGGUCGUUCGCGCGCGCGCACGACUUCGACGCGAUGGGCCCGCAGCAGCGCUUCGUGCAGUGCCCCGAGGGCGAGCUCCAGAAGCGCAAGGAGGUGGUGCACGUGGUGACGCUGCACGAGAUCGACGUCAUCAACUCGCGCGCGCAGGGGUUCCUCGCGCUGUUCAGCGGGGACACGGGCGAGAUCCGCGCGGAGGUGCGCGAGCAGAUCGACGCCAAGGUCGCCGAGUGGCGCGAGGAGGGCAAGGCGGAGAUCGUCCCGGGCGUGCUCUUCAUCGACGAGGUGCACAUGCUCGACAUCGAGUGCUUCUCGUUCCUGAACCGCGCGCUCGAGAGCGACAUGGCGCCGAUCCUGGUCGUGGCCACCAACCGCGGCAUCACGCGCAUCCGCGGGACCAACUACCGGUCGCCGCACGGCAUCCCCAUCGACCUGCUGGACCGCCUGCUGAUCAUCUCGACGACGCCGUACAGCGAGAACGAGAUCCGGCAGAUCCUCGACAUCCGGUGCGAGGAGGAGGACGUGGAGAUGAGCGACGACGCCAAGGACCUGCUGACCAAGAUCGGGCACGAGACGAGCCUGCGGUACGCCAUCCAGCUCAUCACGGCGUCGUCGAUCGUGUGCCAGAAGCGCAAGGGCACGGAGGUGGAGAUCGAGGACAUCAGCAAGGUGUACACGCAGUUCGUCGACGUGAAGCGGUCGGCGCAGUUCCUGACCGAGUACGCCAGCCAGUACAUGUUCAACGAGGUGCAGGACGCCGACGACGGGGAGGCCAUGGACACGCAGUAG